AUGAUCGUCUUAUGGAUUACAUUGUUUUUUUCUCAUCGAGGAUAUUCUUUGGUUCCAGUGGAAACAGUUCAGCUUGGUGAAUCAGCGACCUUAACAUGUGCUUUACCCAAAGGGCUCCAAAGUGGAGAAGUCCACUGGUACAAGCAGAGUGUCGGGGAAACUCUUAAGUUAAUUAUGACACUGUUUAAAUCUGCAGCACCACAGUAUGGUCCUGAAUUUUCUAAAUCAAAAUUUAAGGUGCAUAAUGAUAACAAUUUCAGCAAUGUGACUAUUUUGAAGACAGUCCUAGAGGACGAGGGAUUCUAUCACUGUGCGCUCACAGAAUGGAUUAGGACUAACUGGAGCGGGACAUAUUUGUAUGUAAAAGGAAACUAUCAGAAAACAUCAGAAAGUGUUGUUGUUCAGGAGCUGAUAGGCUCAAAUCCACUCCGUCCAGGAGACAAUGCAACUUUCCAAUGUUCAGUCCGCUCUGACACUGACAGCCAGACCUGUCCCAGAGGUCUCAAUGUCCUCUGGUUCAGAGCUGGAUCACAUGAAUCUCAUCCAGUCAUCUACACUGAUGGAAAUAAAUGCAACAAAAGUGAGAAAAGAUUAGAUUCACAGAAAAGAUGUGUUUACAACUUCUCUAAGAAAGUCAGCUCCUCUGAUGCUGGGACUUAUUACUGUGCUGUGGCCAAGUGUGGGGAGAUACUGUUUGGAAAUGGAGCUACACUGGAAGUUGCGCAAACAACACAAUCUGUAUUUAUUCAAACGGCAUUAUUAAUCAUCUGUUUGGCUAUUUCUGUCAUUGGAAAUGUUUUCCUCAUCUACAACCGAAGCGCAUGUAAACCAAUUAAAGGCGCAGAAAGUGCUAUACCUGAAAAUGACAACUCAUGCCAACCACAGACUGACGUUGAUGAAGAACUAAAUUACGCUGCACUGAAUUUCUCUGAAAGAAAAACAAGAGGAAGAAGGAAGAGAGAGUGCACUGAGAACAGUGUCUACUCUCAAGUUAAAUGA
Archocentrus centrarchus (flier cichlid) is the source of this 999-nucleotide messenger RNA. Its product is annotated as signal-regulatory protein beta-2-like. The transcript is spliced from 6 exons. The coding region runs from base 1 to 999 and encodes 332 amino acids. The record is from RefSeq and is a predicted model, not a curated record. NCBI's taxonomy places the organism in Eukaryota, Metazoa, Chordata, Actinopteri, Cichliformes, Cichlidae. Gene Ontology annotation, biological process: response to bacterium.